Microthlaspi erraticum is the source of this 2847-nucleotide messenger RNA. The record is from the annotation of a GenBank genome assembly. Lineage: Eukaryota; Viridiplantae; Streptophyta; Magnoliopsida; Brassicales; Brassicaceae.
AUGGAGAACGUCUCUGUAACUUUCCGCCAUUGUUACAGCUCCUUGUUUCUUCAUCAGUCACAGCGAAGAUAUCAUUAUUCUUCGGCUUGUUUGUCUCUGGGCAUCAAGCAUGCGUCGUUUGAAUCUGUUCCAGUCUCGGUUUCUCUGGCACCGUCAUCUUCAAGCUGGGAACUUUCGUCCCACGGGGGUGUUCAUCCGUUGAAGGAGCUAUAUGGAUGCGAUAAUUUGGUUUCUGUUAAAGCUACUCAUGCUCGGAUGAUAAAGCUGUUCGAUCGAUUCGACUUGGAGUUCAUUGGCAGGUGCUUGAUCUCUCGUUACCUUGAAUUCGGAGAAUUUGGGUAUGCUAGUGCUGUUUUCUUCCUGGGAUUUCCUCGGAAUCAAGUUUCAUGGAGAGAAUUCUUAGAAGAGGUCGAGAGUUUCGGAUUAGAGAAGGGUAUGGUCUUAGAGCAUUUUGUUCAGCUACAGAACAGAGGAGUAAAUUUCGAUGGAAUCGUUCUCGCAAUGGUUUUGAGAAUCUGUACUGUUCUGAAUCUUCUGAUGACUCCGUUGCUGGGUUUCACUAUCCAUGGCGGUUUGAUAAAGAGAGGGCUUGAUGAUUCUGACACUCGUUUGGUUUCUGCAUUGAUGAGUUUCUAUGGAAGAUGUGUGAGUUCGGAUAUCGCGAACAAGAUAUUCGAUGAAAUGCCUAAAAGAGAUGAUCUCGCGUGGAACGAGAUCACGAUGGUGAAUUUGCGGAGUGGGAAAUGGGAAAAGGCUGUGAAACUGUUCAGAGAGAUGCAGUUUUCUGCUGCAAAAGCUUAUGAUGGAACAAUGGUUAAGCUUUUACAAGUUUGUAGCAACAAAGAAGGUUUAGCAGAAGGGAGAAAGAUUCAUGGGUACGUUCUGAGACUUGGGUUUGAAUCAAACGUGUCAAUGUGUAAUUCCUUGAUUAUCAUGUACUCAAGGAAUGGUAAGCUUGAAACCUCCAGGAAAGUUUUCGAUUCGAUGAAAGAACGAGACAUGUCUUCGUGGAACUCGAUUAUAUCGAGUUAUACUGCAUUUGGUUGUGUAGAAGAUGCUAUGGCUCUCGUCGAGAAGAUGGAGAGAUGUGGUGUGAAACCAGAUAUAGUGACAUGGAACUCUCUUUUGUCAGGCCACGCUUUUAAGGGGUUGUACAAAGGUACCAUUGAGAUAUUGAAGAGAAUGCAAAUUGCUGGUUUGAAGCCAAAUGCGAGCUCCAUAAGUAGUCUUCUUCAAGCUGCUGCUGAACCAGGACUUCUUAAAGUUGGAAAAGCAAUCCACGGAUAUGUCAUAAGAAAUCAGCUUUGGUACGAUGUGUUCGUAGAAACCACAUUGAUCGACAUGUAUGUUAAAACUGGCUGCUUGCCUUACGCUGGGAUGGUUUUUGAUAUGAUGAAUGAGAAGAAGAACAUUGUUGCUUGGAAUUCACUCAUCUCUGGACUUUCGUACGCGGGUUUGCUAAAGGAUGCUGAAGCUUUGAUGAGUAGAAUGGAGAAAGAAGGGAUCAAACCUGAUGCUGUUACAUGGAACAGUAUGGUUUCUGGAUAUGCUACUUGGGGGAAAACAGAGAAAGCUUUGGCUGUGGUUGAGAAGAUGAAAAGGAACGGGGUGGAGCCUAAUGUGGUCUCAUGGACUGCUAUCUUGUCGGGAUGUUCGAAAACUGGAAACUUUAGGAAUGCUCUCAAAGUCUUUAUUCAAAUGCAGGAAGAAGAUGUCUCUCCAAACUCAGCUACAAUUUCAAGCUUGCUUAGCAUAUUAGGUUGCUUGAGUCUACUACACAGUGGCAAAGAGGCUCACAGCUUCUGUUUGAGGAACAAUUUAAUCCGUGACGCUUAUGUUGCAACUGCAUUAGUAGACAUGUACACAAAAUCAGGGGAUCUGAGAAGCGCGUCUGAGGUUUUCCGGGGAAUUGAGAACAAAACGGUAGCUUCUUGGAACUGUAUGAUCAUGGGUUACGCCAUGUUCGGGCAAGGAGAAGAAGGGAUUGCGGUUUUCGAUAGGAUGCUUGAAGCAGGCGUGGAGCCGGAUGCUAUAACGUUUACCUCCGUCUUGUCUGUUUGCAAGAGCUCAGGUCUCGUCAGUGAAGGGUGGAGAUACUUUGAUCUUAUGAGGUCUCGUUAUGGUGUAACUCCGAGUAUCGAACACUGCUCUUGCAUGGUGGAUUUGCUCGGGAGGUCAGGUUAUCUUGAUGAAGCGUUAGACUUCAUUCAAACGAUGCCGUUUAAACCCGACGCAACUACUUGGGGUGCGUUUCUUUCAUCUUGUAAGAUCCACAGAGACAUAGAGCUCGCGGAAGUCGCUUGGAAGAAGCUUCAAGUGCUGGAACCAAACAAUUCAGCUAACUACAUGACGAUGAUCAACUUGUACAGUAACUUGAACAGAUGGGAAGAUGUUGAACGCGUAAAGGACUUGAUGAAGGAUCAAAUGGUGAGAGUCCAGGAUCUCUGGAGUUGGAUUCAGAUAGAUCACAAGGUUCACGUCUUCUACGCAGAAGGAAAAGCACAUCCUGAUGAAGGAGAGAUCUACUUUGAGCUGUACAAGUUAGUCUCUGAGAUGAAGAAAUCAGGUUAUGUGCCAGAGACGAGAUGUAUACACAGAAACGUAAGUGAGACAGAGAAAGAGAAGCUGCUUAUGGGACAUACAGAGAAGUUAGCAAUAACAUAUGGUCUCAUCAAGAAGAAAGGCUUAGCUCCUAUAAGAGUGGUCAAGAACACAAGUAUAUGUUCCGAUUGUCACACCGUGGCUAAACACAUAUCGGCUUUGAGAAACCGCGAGAUUGUUUUACACGAAGGGUUUCGAAUUCAUCAUUUUAAAGACGGAAAAUGUUCCUGCAAUGACUCUUGGUGA